AUGGAAAAGCUACAUGAAGUUCAUCCUAAAGUCAGACGAUCUGGACAGUACAGAAGUAUGGAAGAGGAGUACUUUUUGCCAACAGUUUUGAGCAAGGAUUCCUGUUCUACCUGGGGUGGAGGGCAUUUUUCAACCUUUGAUAAAUACCAGUAUGACUUCACUGGGACCUGCAACUAUAUCUUUGCAACUGUAUGUGAUGAAACCAGCCCAGACUUCAACAUUCAGUUCCGCCGUGGGAUGGACAAAAAAAUUGCAAGGAUCAUUAUUGAGCUGGGACCUUCUGUUGUCAUUGUUGAGAAAGGCAGCAUUUCUGUCAGGAGUGUUGGUGUCAUUAAGUUGCCUUACACCAGCAAUGGAAUUCAAAUAGCACCUUAUGGAUGCAACAUUCGUCUGGUGGCCAAGCUGAGGGAGAUGGAGCUAGUUGUCAUGUGGAACAAUGCUGACUAUCUCAUGGUUUUGACUGAAAAAAAAUACAUGGGGAAAACCUGUGGAAUGUGUGGAAAUUAUGAUGGUUAUGAAUUGAAUGAAUUUGUGAGUGAAGGUAAAUUGCUGGAUACAUAUAAAUUUGCUGCAUUACAAAAAAUGGAUGAUCCAUCAGAGAUCUGCCUGUCUGAGGAGAUACCAAUUUCCAUCAUUCCUCACAAAAAAUAUGCCAUUAUCUGCUCUCAGCUACUUAACUUGGUGUCACCAACCUGCAGUGUGCCAAAGGAUGGGUUUGUCAUUCGUUGCCAGCUUGAUAUGCAGGACUGCAGUGAGCCAGGACAAAACAAUUGCACUUGCUCUACGCUGUCAGAGUAUUCAAGGCAAUGUGCUAUGUCCCAUCAAAUGGUGUUCAACUGGAGAACUGAAAACUUCUGCUCUGUGGGAAAAUGUUCUGCUAACCAAAUCUAUGAGGAAUGUGGUUCUCCAUGUAUUAAAACCUGUUCCAACCCAGAGUACAGCUGUUCCAGUCACUGUACCUAUGGUUGCUUUUGUCCAGAAGGAACUGUUCUGGAUGACAUCUCAAAGAAUCGAACAUGUGUUCACAUUGGGCAGUGUCCAUGUACGUUGAAUGGGAAAACAUAUGCUCCUGGUGAGACAAUGAAAGCAGCUUGCAGGACCUGUAAAUGUACAAUGGGUCAAUGGAACUGCAAAGACUUGCCCUGCCCUGGAAGGUGUUCACUGGAAGGAGGCUCGUUUGUUACCACGUUUGAUUCUAGAUCAUACAGGUUCCACGGGGUUUGCACUUACGUUCUUAUGAAGAGUUCCAGCCUGCCACACAAUGGAACCCUAAUGGCUGUAUAUGAAAAGUCUGGUUAUUCUAAUUCUGAGACAUCACUCAGUGCUGUAAUUUACCUAUCUACAAAGGACAAAAUUGUGAUUUCUCAGAGUGAACUCCUUACUGAUGAUGAUGAACUUAAGCGCCUACCUUACAGAUCAGGAGACAUCACUAUUUUCAGACAGUCCUCGAUGUACAUUCAGAUGUAUACAACCUUCGGGCUGGAACUUGUAGUUCAGACUUCACCUGUGUUCCAGGCCUAUGUGAAAGUUGGAUCACAAUUCAAAGGCAGAACCCUAGGUUUGUGUGGUAAUUACAAUGGAGACACUACAGAUGACUUCAUGACUAGCAUGGAUAUCACUGAAGGGACAGCCUCCCUGUUUGUAGAUUCCUGGAGGGCAGGAAAUUGCCAUCCUGCUUUAGAGAGAGAUACUGACCCUUGUGCUUUGAGUCAACUAAACAAAAUAUCUGCUGAGACUCAUUGCUCUAUUCUUACCAAGAAGGGUACAGUGUUCGAGAAAUGCCAUGCUGUGGUGAACCCUAUUCCUUUCUACAAGAGAUGUGUCUACCAAGCCUGUAAUUACGAAGAGACCUUUCCUUAUAUUUGUUCUGCUCUGGGAUCAUAUGCACGAACAUGCAGUUCAAUGGGUUUAAUCCUCGAGGACUGGAGAAACAGUAUGGACAAUUGUACCAUUACAUGUACUGGCAAUCAAACAUUCAGCUACAACACUCAGGCAUGUGACAGGACAUGCUUGUCACUCUCCAACCGAGCCCUGGAAUGUCAUCCAACUGACAUCCCUAUUGAAGGCUGUCAUUGUCCUGAAGGAAUGUACUUGAACCACAAGAAUGAGUGUGUUCGUAAAUCUCAUUGUCCCUGCUAUUUAGAAGAUAGAAAAUACAUCUUGCCUGACCAGUCAACAGUCACUGGUGGGAUUACAUGCUACUGCGUUAAUGGGAGGCUAAGUUGCACAGGCAAACCUCAAAAUCCUGCAGAAAGCUGCAAAGCUCCUAAGAAAUAUGUAUCAUGUUCUGACAGUUCAGAAAACAAGUAUGGAGCUGCAUGUGCACCUACCUGUCAGAUGCUGGCUACUGGAAUUGAAUGUAUACCCACUAAAUGUGAAUCAGGCUGUGUCUGUGCUGAUGGGCUAUAUGAAAAUCUCGAUGGCAGGUGUGUUCCAGCUGAGGAGUGUCCGUGUGAAUACGGUGGUCUUGCUUAUGGAAAAGGUGAACAGAUCCAAACUGAAUGCGAGAUCUGCACUUGCACAAAAGGCAAAUGGAAAUGCGUUCAGAAAUCAAAGUGUUCCUCAACGUGUAAUCUGUAUGGAGAAGGCCACAUCACCACUUUUGAUGGACAGCGUUUUGUGUUUGAUGGCAACUGUGAAUACAUAUUAGCUAUGGAUGGCUGCAGUGUUAAUAGACCUGUUUCCUCUUUCAAAAUUGUUACUGAGAAUGUAAUCUGUGGGAAAUCAGGGGUUACAUGCUCCAGAUCCAUCAGCAUUUACCUUGGGAAUUUGACAUUCAUACUGAGAGAUGAAACCUUCACUGUUUCUGGGGAGAAUCCUGGAGUACGAUAUAAAGUGAAAAAGAAUGCCCUUCACCUGAUGUUUGAUAUCAUUAUCCCAGGAAAAUACAACAUGACCCUUAUCUGGAAUAAGCACAUGAACUUCUUCAUCAAGAUCUCCAGAGAAACACAGGAAACUAUAUGCGGUUUGUGUGGGAACUAUAAUGGCAAUAUGAAGGAUGAUUUUGAAACUCGAAGCAAGUAUGUGGCAUCAAAUGAAUUGGAAUUUGUCAAUUCUUGGAAAGAGAAUCCUCUCUGUGGGGAUGUAUACUUUGUAGUGGACCCCUGUAGCAAGAACCCUUAUCGUAAAGCAUGGGCAGAAAAGACAUGUUCCAUCAUCAACAGCCAAGUCUUUUCUGCCUGUCACAAUAAGGUGAAUCGUAUGCCUUAUUAUGAGGCCUGUGUUCGAGACUCUUGUGGUUGUGACAUUGGAGGGGACUGUGAAUGUAUGUGCGAUGCCAUUGCAGUAUAUGCCAUGGCAUGCUUAGAUAAAGGUAUCUGCAUUGACUGGAGGACCCCUGAGUUCUGUCCUGUCUACUGUGAGUAUUACAAUUCUCACAAAAAAACAGGAAGUGGUGAUGCUUAUUCCUAUGGCUACAACAAUGACAACUGCACCUGGCAUUACAGGCCUUGUAAUUGUCCAAAUCAAAACUACAAAUAUGUCAACAUUGAAGGCUGUUACAACUGCUCUCAUGAUGAAUACUUCGACCACGAGAAGGAAAGAUGCAUGCCAUGUGUAACAACAGUGCAGCCUAAAGUAACAAGGAGCUCUACCACAAGUACCCUAUCAACAGUACCUAGUAUUUCUUCUGCAGCUACUGUAUCAACUGAGACUACAAAUCCAACAAUAACAUCAAAAAUCACAGUUCCAAGACCUUCAUCAGCAUCACCUCUUGUCACAAGAAAGUCAACAACUGCUCGUGGUGACUCACAAUAA
Aquila chrysaetos chrysaetos is the source of this 3756-nucleotide messenger RNA. Its product is annotated as mucin-6. The transcript has 29 exons. Gene Ontology annotation, cellular component: extracellular matrix. The record is from RefSeq and is a predicted model, not a curated record. The coding region runs from base 1 to 3756 and encodes 1251 amino acids. Lineage: Eukaryota; Metazoa; Chordata; Aves; Accipitriformes; Accipitridae. Gene Ontology annotation, molecular function: protein binding.